AUGACGACUUUGUCUGGCUUGUCUGUUCAGUGGGAAUGGGAAGCGGCUGUUAUUCCAUCCCCAACAACACAAUCAAAACGCUCUAUAUCGUCAACACCUACAGUAAAUACACGAAAACGUUCGUUAGAAGAAAGCGGUAACGAUAAAGAACGUGGUGAUACGGUCACGAAUAAAAAACGUGCAAUUUCUUCUAAAUCAACACAAAAUCAACAAAAAAACACAAUGAGAACAAUAACGACUGUUGCUGGAAAAGUACCAGUUGAUCCCGAAUGUACGGAAGUUAGUACAACACAUAUUUAUUGUGAAGGUGAAGAUGUUUGGGAUUGUAUGUUAAAUCAACUUUUAGAAUAUAAUAGUAAGAAACUAUAUUAUGUUUGGAUGCGUUGGGGUCGUGUUGGUAAAACAGGGCAACAUGACUUGAAAUCAUUGGGACCUGAUCUUGAUGGUGCAAAAAGAAUAUUUUGCAAGAAAUUUAGUGAUAAAACAAAAAAUGAAUGGUAUCAUCGAGACACAUUUGAGAAAGCUCCAGGAAAGUACGAUUAUAUCAAACUGGAUUUUAAUGCAUCAGAUGUGGAAGAAAAGAAAAUGAAAAAAAAUGUCGAACAAAAACCUUCGCGUAUUAUACCAGAGUCACGUCUUGAUAAACGUAUUCAAGAUUUGAUUAAUCUUAUUUGUAAUAUUCAAGCAAUGGAAGAUACAUUAAUAGAAAUGAAAUAUGAUGCACAGAAGGCUCCACUUGGAAAACUUUCUAUGAAUCAAAUUAAAGCUGGUUAUUCGGCAUUGAAAGAAAUUGAAACAUGCAUAAAAGCAAAUAAAUUGGAUCGUACACUUGUUGAAGCUUGUAACAAAUAUUAUUCACGAAUUCCUCAUGAUUUUGGUAUGAGAACUCCACCAAUAAUUAGAAAUCAAGCUCAAUUGAAAGUUGAAAUUGAAUUAUUAGAAACAUUGACUGAUAUUGAAAUAGCUAUUCAAACAUUGCAAACAGAUUCGGAUAAACUGAAUCCAGUUGAUCAACAUUAUGAACAACUACAUUGUGCUAUUCGACCAGUUGAGAAAACAGAAUCAGUGUAUAAAAUCAUUAAUGAUUACUUACAAUCGACACACGCCAAAACACAUCAACAGUAUAAAAUGGAAAUUGAACAAAUAUAUGAAGUUAAAAAAGAAAACGAUGCUGAGCAGUUUAAAGAUGUUGGAAAUAAAAUGUUACUGUGGCACGGUUCACGUCUGACAAAUUUUGCUGGUAUUAUAGGCCAAGGAUUGAGAAUUGCGCCACCAGAAGCACCAAUGACUGGUUAUAUGUUUGGAAAAGGCUUAUAUUUUGCUGAUAUGAGUUCAAAGUCUGCCAACUAUUGUUAUCCAACUCCAAAUAAAAAUACUGGCAUUGUUUUAUUAUCAGAAGUAUCAUUGGGAAAAACAAAUGAUUUAUUGGCUGCAGAUUGUAAUGCUGAUCGUUUACCAAAAGGCACUUCAUCUGUCAAAGCACUUGGUCAAAUUGCUCCAAAUCCAAAAAAUUUCAUAACAUUGUAA
Didymodactylos carnosus is the source of this 1527-nucleotide messenger RNA. The record is from the annotation of a GenBank genome assembly. Lineage: Eukaryota; Metazoa; Rotifera; Eurotatoria; Philodinida; Philodinidae.